AUGUCUUUCCUCCUCCGCACUUCUACUCUUGUCCGCCAGAGGCUUUUCACCACCUCAACACGUGCUCGUGGCGCCAUCUCCAUGGAAGAUGUUGCUGCAGCACAGAUGACAUCCACCCCUGGUGCCAGUGUCGUCCCAAGGCUCGGAAGGGUAGCAAAAUGGUACCUGCCUACUAUGGCUGCUGUAGCUGCUGGUACGAUCUACCUGUCAAAGAACGCAUCAUCACAGCCUCGACGACCCCUUACGCUCGGUGAUGCUAAUGCCAACAUAGGCUUUGGCGUGACCAAUGCACUUAACGAGGCCAACCGCAAGGUUCACUCUGCCCUUGAACUCACCCAGGAACAAAAGAACCAGAUGCUCAUGGACUCUUAUGGCGAGCGCUCAAGCUUGGAAGAUAUGGAGAGGGCCAUUGCUGGAAUGGAGGCUAAGAUGACUGCCAAGAAGGACAGGAGAAGGAUUCUCGAAGAGGCCUACGGCGACAAGGCCAGCCUUGAGGAUCUACAGAGGGCCAUGGAGCUCUACGAGGUGCAGUGA
This is a messenger RNA of Alternaria burnsii, 534 nucleotides long. RefSeq lists its product as uncharacterized. Lineage: Eukaryota; Fungi; Ascomycota; Dothideomycetes; Pleosporales; Pleosporaceae. The transcript has 2 exons. The record is from RefSeq and is a predicted model, not a curated record. Bases 1 to 534 code for a protein of 177 amino acids.